Anneissia japonica is the source of this 1329-nucleotide messenger RNA. Its product is annotated as adhesive plaque matrix protein 2-like. Gene Ontology annotation, biological process: heterophilic cell-cell adhesion; establishment or maintenance of epithelial cell apical/basal polarity. The record is from RefSeq and is a predicted model, not a curated record. Bases 278 to 1321 code for a protein of 347 amino acids. Lineage: Eukaryota; Metazoa; Echinodermata; Crinoidea; Comatulida; Comatulidae. Gene Ontology annotation, cellular component: plasma membrane; protein-containing complex. The transcript has 8 exons.
UAUAGAAGUUUAUGAAUCUGAAUAGUAAUUUCCAUUGCAUAAUUGUUAAUUAUGGACUUUUAAAGUAGGCCAAUCACUUGUACUUUAUUAUAAUUUAUAAACAUUGAAUUUUGAUACAAGAAUGUCAUUGCGCUCAUCUUUUCUUCUAUUCGUUUAAUAUAUUAGUUGUUACAUAAUAUUUUAUUAUGCAUAUACUUAGCCUUUUAGCCUACUGUUACACCAAUAUGAGUUCUGAACGGCUGCAGUAGCCGAUAAUGAAAAGGAGAAUAAAGGAUCGAUGAAGUUACGAUAUAAUUUCUUCCAGAUUUAUACACUAAAUCAUAACAUUUCUUCCUUACUCCAAUUAAUGUAUGAUUAUUUUCUACUAGUUGUUGCCCAAAGUCCUUGUAGCAGUAUCCCAUGCAACAAUGGGUUUUGUAGCGUAGUAAAUGAUACCGAAUACACUUGCGAUUGCCGUGGGACAGGAUUUGUUGGGACAAACUGUUCAAUUGACGAUAUGUGUUUUCCCAGUCCGUGCAACAAUAAUGGAGUUUGUAAUAUCACUUCACCUGAUUACUCCACGUUUGAAUGUCUCUGCGCUGGAACCGGGUAUGUUGGAGAUACCUGUGAGAUCGAUGAUCCGUGUUCACCAAGUCCUUGCCUUAACAAUGGCGUCUGCCAAUUGAAUGAAACAGACUACACUUAUGUAUGUAACUGCGCUGGAACUGGAUAUGUUGGAGAUACAUGUGAGACCGAUGAUCCGUGUUCACCAAGUCCUUGUGCAAACAAUGGCGUUUGCCAAAUGAAUGGAACAGACAGCUAUGUAUGCAACUGCGCUGGAACUGGAUAUGUUGGAGAUAUCUGUGACAUGGAUGAUCCGUGCAGUCCGAAUCCCUGUAACGGAGGUGUUUGUAGCAGCAAUGAUUUGGUAACAGCAAUCUGCGACUGCUCCGGAACAGGAAUGCAAGGAGACUUUUGUGAAUCAAAUGAUCCAUGCAGUCCUAAUCCGUGUAACGGAGGUAUUUGUACUAGUCCUGACAACGUGACAGCAACUUGUGACUGUUCCGGGACAGGAAUGCAAGGAGACUUGUGUGAAUCAAAUGAUCCGUGUUUUCCUUUACCCUGUAUGAAUGGAGGAUUAUGCACAGACAAUGGGAAUGACACUUAUACGUGUGACUGCAGUAAUACCAACUAUUAUGGCACUGACUGUGACAUACGUAACCCGUGUUCUGGGGCAGCGUGUAUGAACGGAGGCACUUGCAAUGACCUAGGCAAUGGCACCUUCUCUUGUAACUGCACUGAUGUUUACGAGGGUGAUACAUGUGACACUUGUAAGUAUUAGUAGUCUUU